Molecule: messenger RNA, 2478 nt
Organism: Canariomyces notabilis
Lineage: Eukaryota; Fungi; Ascomycota; Sordariomycetes; Sordariales; Chaetomiaceae
Exons: 2
Coding region: 1-2478 (825 amino acids)
Source: RefSeq, a predicted model, not a curated record
AUGGCUGCACCGCUAUCGCCGACGCCGAGCACGGCUCUCAAUUUCUCGACACCGUCGACGGCUGUGCGCCACGAAACAUACGAAGCCCAGUCUCGCUCGGUCAGCUCAACACCAACACCGCAGUCACGACCUGCUGGGGACAACACCGAGAACAGCAACGACAGCGAUGAAGCCAGCUCGCCUUUUCUCUCGCACGUUAAGGACGACGCCUCGCCGACCACACGGGGGCCCUCACCGCCAAAAGCCCGCCCCGGGUCGCGCAUCAUCUCCGGAAGCGAGCUCUCACCGCUGAAGAUACUCCAGCAGCAACAACAGAUGCAAAUCCAGGCACAGACUCAGAACCAGCAGUCCCCAGCCCCGAGCGAGGACACGCCGUCUCCCGCCAAGAGCAUGCCACCGCCGCCGCUCCCGCAGAGCCCGCGGAAAAUGCCGGCCCCGAUCAAGCGGUUCCCAAUCAAGGUCAGCCAACCAUCAUCUGCCGCCAGCGAGUCACCCCGCCGGUCAUCGAACGAGCGCCGCCCGUCGGCCGAGCGCCCGACCAGCCUGGAAGCCGUGCGUGAGAACGAGGGGUUGAAGCACGCCAUCGACAUCUUUGAGGACGAGGCCAAUGGUGUCAACGGUGGUCUUGACGGAGACGACGACGACGACCAUACGCUGCUGGGGGCAAAUGACGGGCACGAUGUCAUUCCAGAGGACGACCAUUCUGCUUUGGCCGAGGAUAGCAUGAUCAGCUCCUUCAGCACCUUCUCAGCCGUGCCGGACCUGACCAUGCUAGCACGCCUGCGAAGCAACAGCCCCACCAAGUUCUCCGCCAUGAACGGCGCAAGCGUGCGAGCCGCCGCGGGCGUGCCCCAAACACCGCGCGCGAACGGCCCAUUGCCGGACCGGUCCGGCACAGGACAUAUGUACGAUUCGGGCGGCGGUGGCGGCAACACCACCACCAACCUGUUGGAUUUCACCGAGCAGCUGCGGUUCGGCGGCUACGGGAUCCCCCAGGCGACUCCGUCACGGGCGCCGUACGCGGCGGCCACCCCGCAGCGUCCCGGUGGCGGCAACAACCUCGUCAGCCUGCUCGACUUUGACAUGCCGCCGGCGCCGACGCCGCGCAGCGUGCCCAGCAUCACGCCGCGCGAGCUCGAGUCGCUCAAGUCAGGGUUCCUGUCCGAGAUCAGCAGCCUCAAGGCGUCGCUCAGCGGCAAGGAGGCUGAGGUGCUCUCGCUCAAGGCGGCCGUAGGGGACGCCGAGAAGCGCGUCGGGGAGUGCAUGGAGCAGCUGCGCGAGGUCGAGGGCGUGCUGGAGCCGCUGCGCGCCGAGAAGGACAGCUGGGAGCGCCGUGCGCGCGAGCUCGAGAGCGUGCUGUGCCAGGUGCGCGAGGAGGUGCUCCACGGCCGGCACGAGCGUGAGGAGCUUGAGUUUAAGCUUGAUGAGGCCGAGAAGCGCCGUGAAGCGGCUGAGAUGAUGGCACAAGAGGCGGAAAGCAAGAUGGCGGGCAUGAAGGCCGGCCGCGCCAGCGCCGCCGAGACCACAGACCCGCUCAAGACCAAUAAGGAGGUCGAAAAGGCCGUCGAGGCGGUCGCCCGCGACCUGCACGCAUUGUACAAGAUCAAGCACCAGGACAAGGUCAACGGGCUGAAGAAGAGCUACGAGCAGCGCUGGAAGGGCAAGGUCCUCGCUCUGCAGGCCCAGGUGGACGAGCUCACGCGCGAGAGGGAGAUGCUCCGCGCGGGUUUGGGGGGAAACAACAACAACAACCGCAUGGUCGACCCGGCCGUGGAGGAAGAGCGGCGGGCCGAGCGGGCGCGCGACGCCGCCCAGAUCCAGGAGCUGCGGGCCGAGGUGGAGAAGGUGGAGGCGGUGCUCAAGACGGUGCAGGCGGACAACGCCGAGCUGCGCGUGCUCCUCGAGCGCGAGCGCGUUGAGAAGGGCGAGCUCGUCAUGCUCGCUGAGGAGAUGAUGAGCAUGCAGAGCAGCUUUAUCGGGGCGCAGCAAGACGAUCAUAACAACAGCAACAACAACAACAACAACAACAACAACAACAACAACAACAACAACAACCCGACUGCUGCUGCUGCUGCUGCGCCGACACCGCGGCCAUCUUCCCCACCUACUCCCGCAACAGCGGCACGAACAAGCGCAAAGACACCCGGCAGGAGACAGUCCUCGUCCCUCCCGGCCUCGCGCAACACCCCUGGCGGCGAACCCCACAAUGGUAAUGCCAACCCGUUCAGGAUGAGUGUCAAUGGCGGUGGAAUAAGGGCGUCGGGCCUCAAGGCGCCUGGCGUCGGUCUGAAAGGACCUGCCGCUGGUGGUGAGAGCAGGAUUGGCCGGGUGAACCACCACGAAAGGACGAGAUCUACCAUGGGUCUGCCACGGCCCGGGUCUGGUCAGGGAUCUAGAGCCACGGGGACGGGCACGGGACCUACGGGGGGGAUUAUGAGUUCUAUUGAGAGGAUGGGGAUGGGGAUGAGUCGGGUGUGA